CUGAGUAGGAGGAGACCUGGCUCACCAGCUAGCCAGCUAUUUAUUUACAUUGGAACAGCAACCACAGAUUCUUUGAGUGGACACUGCAAUAAGAUGAGAAGAUAUGAAAUGCAGCAGGCCAGACCUACUGCAGGCUGCCUCUCUGUGCCUCUGUUUACCCAGAAGAAAAGGAGCAGGCUGCCUUUGACAUCCAAUCCCUCUGAGAAUGAAUUCUGCUCCAGCAAUGAAUACAUGUCCACACACAGCUCUGCUUCAUCCAACAACAUAUCUGGUAACACAGAAUAUUUCCAAGAUCAAGACCCAAGCUGUCCUGCACCUGCUACUCAGAAUAGUCAGUGGAACAGACAAGGCAACCAGCAUCAGUCUCAACCACAGUUUCAGUAUCCAAACAGUCGACUUGCACCUGAACCCGUGGGGAGAAACUUUGCACCUCUACCACACCCAUAUAAAGCUGUGAAUACAGGUCCGCAGAUGGGACAGCAACAGCCAGCAGUGAGGCAGGACUCCAGAGCCCCUAUAAACCCCAGACAGAGCAACUACAACGGCCCCUGCAGCAGUGGGAAUACACAGAGCAAGCCAGUACCCCCAAGUAGCUACUCUCAUAUGGGUCAGCAGCAGCAGUCUGGCUACAGACAGGGACAGGCCAACCCACCAGAGCCUCCUCUCUACUCCCAGCAGUCUACACCCAUUACCACAACAAGCAGACCAACUCCUGGCCCUCCAAGCAAACCAACUCCUGGCCCUCCAAGCAGACCAACUCCUGGUCCUGGACCACAGCAGCAGAAACAGAACACAUCCUGGAAGUUUAAAAUGACCACCAACACUGGGCUACAGAAACAGCUGAUGGACAGUAGAGACAUAUAUCAAACUCAAAAUACCUCUCAGUCUCAGGUACAACAUACACCACCUGUGUUCCAGAUCAAACCAGCAACUGAGAACUCUUUGAGGAUACUGACUGCUGUCAUUGAUGGCAUGAGACACUGGAGCCAGUUCAAGGACAGAGCUCCGUACCUAUUUGAGAUUUUCGCUACUCUUGACUCCGCAGUCACCGCCGGGUCUCAUGGAGCUAAGAACUUCCUCAUGAGAGAUGGGAAAGAGGUGGUGCAGUGUGUCUUCUAUGAAAAUGAGCUGGACCUUCCCAGGCUGAUCCGAAGCCAGGUGCACCGCUGUGUGGGAAAUUACGACCGCACCAGGGACACACUCACCUGCAUGUCUGUCAGGGCUGCCCUGCACUCAGAGCAGAGGAAUGCACAGGAGUCUGUCAAAGCAUCGGACGCUGAGAUGAGGGGCCUGGUGAAAUCACUCAGUGAAGUCUGAUCAGAGGCACAGAAACACGUAAAGGGCAAUUCAAGGGCAAUACAAUUGUUUUUGCCCAUGGCUCCUUGUGAAGAUCACUAUAUGGCAAGUGUUCUCCUUUUCAUUAGAAACUGCGGGAUCCUAUAUGGAGCGUUGUCGUCUAUUAGAAACUGAAGGAUCCUAUAUAAAGUCCUGCUGUAUAUACAGUGCCUUUGAAAAGUAUUCAGACCCCUUGACCUUUUCCAAAUUUUGUUACGUUCGCCUUAUUCUAAAAUUGAUUAAAUAG
Molecule: messenger RNA, 1582 nt
Organism: Salvelinus namaycush (lake trout)
Lineage: Eukaryota; Metazoa; Chordata; Actinopteri; Salmoniformes; Salmonidae
Product: spermatogenesis-associated protein 22
Exons: 8
Coding region: 94-1317 (407 amino acids)
Biological process (GO): regulation of meiotic cell cycle; meiotic DNA repair synthesis; gamete generation
Source: RefSeq, a predicted model, not a curated record